Molecule: messenger RNA, 4112 nt
Organism: Puntigrus tetrazona (Sumatra barb)
Lineage: Eukaryota; Metazoa; Chordata; Actinopteri; Cypriniformes; Cyprinidae
Exons: 2
Coding region: 225-1217 (330 amino acids)
Cellular component (GO): cytosol
Molecular function (GO): mRNA binding
Source: RefSeq, a predicted model, not a curated record
GGGGUCAGUCGGUAGGAGGCGCCAACUCCCCGACAGUCGAGCGCUUUUGUGACCCUCCCCCAGCCCUCAAACGAGGCACUGACACCGUCAUCAUCCAUUAUCGGCGAGCUUGCCCAUGUCUUCGAUAUAGUUGCGUUUCGAAGGAACUUCAUCCUGUAAUACCUUGCACUUGCGAAUCAACCAAAGACUGAUCCCAAAACGCACUGCUGUUCUUCCUUUCCAAAAUGGUGAAGAUAUUUGUUGGCAAUGUAGCUUCAGUGACCACAGAAGACGAGCUCCGUGCUUUGUUUGAGAAGUACGGCGCUGUGUCCGACUGUGACAUUCUUAAAAAUUAUGGCUUCGUACACAUGGACGAGGAAGAGGCCGCGCAGAAAGCCGUCUCCGCUUUGCACAAGCACGAGGUGAACGGUUCCCGCAUCACCGUCGAAUACGCCACCACCAAGGUACGCAAUGCCACCAAGAUCUACGUGGGCAAUGUUCCCGAAGGCGUCACCGCCGCCAAAAUCAAGGAGCUCUUCCAGCCUUUCGGCAAGGUGGUGGAGUGCGAUAUUGUGAAGAACUACGCCUUUGUUCACAUGCAGAGGGAAAGCGAGGCUCUGGAGGCCAUUUCAAAGCUCAACCACUCCAAAUUGGAGGGCCAAAAGAUCUUUGUGUCGCUCUCCCGCAGUAACCCAUCCAGAAAUGACCGAGGGGAGGACUACUUUCCUCCUCCGCCGCAUCACUAUCCACCUCACCCACACCAUCCUCACUUUCUCCCCCCACGCCCGCCACCCCGUGAAUACUAUCCGCCUCGUGGUCGACUUCCACCCCCUCCUCUCCCGCCGCCGCCGCCCCGCGCCUACUACGAACGCGAUGUGUACGAGAGGGGCCUUCGCCACGACCCGUACGCCGCCCCAUCCCCGCGUUUUUACGAUCGGGAUCCAUACGACCGGCGCAUUCCGCCCCCCCAGCGGCCGGUCACGCCUCCCCUCGCCGGUCGUUACUACCGUGAGCGCAGUCCUCUUGGCGGUCGCCGCCCUCUCCUGCCUCCGCCUCCCCCUCCACCCUCUACUGCCGGCUUUGGCCGGGGUUUCGCCCGCAACGGCGCUAGCACUGCGCCCCCUCCCCCUACCGCCGCUCCUUCCUCCCACUAUCAGCGCUACUCUCUCGGCUCAGGCUUUGAUAAGGAUGAUUAUUUGGAGGACAAAUACAGCAAUGGCUUCAGCCGUAGCUACUAAGCAGCAAAGUUUGUCCGUCCCCUUAUUUUCAAGGAGUUGAGUAAUCUAAGAGGGGCUUAACAUCAGGGAGUUAGGGGUGAUUUUUUUUUUUUUUUUUUUUUGGUUAAUAUUCUGUGAUAGUUGUAGCGAUUUUUAGAUAUAACGGGUCAAUCAGCUAAUACUGUACUCAUUGAACUAAUAAAUUUACCUCCGCCCGAUGAAGGAACAGCAAGUAGGAAGUUAAAUACACAUGAAUUUUUAUAGCAUGUUACGUUGUAUUAUAUUUGCCAGGCAUAUCGGUUUGAGUAUUUUCUUAUAAAAAAAAAUUCACAGUUCAUUUUACUCUAGCAUGCACUUCAAAAACACAACAGAUCGCUCAAAUAUAUAUAUAUAUACAUGCGUAUAUUUUUUGCAUUUAUAUUUCAACAUGAAUAGUCUACCCAACAGGAAAUUAGUUGUUUAAUGUUUACCUUUUUUUUAUUUAGUAUUUAAGAAUAUUCAGUUUAAUUUAAUUCUCACCGUCUUUUGCAUGAAAAGUAAUUCGGAGGUAAUUUUUUAUUUUUAUUAUUAUUAUUAUUAUUAUUAAUUUUUUUUUUUUUUUUUUUAGGGAGUCCAUAACUAAAUUUUAAGCUAUCUCUUUUUUUUCUGAGUUUAAAUAUAUAUAUUUUUUUUAAUUGAAUCUCAUCUCUUGACUACCUUGGUCUAGGCAAAUGAACUUGAUAUGAUGUUGUUAGAAGUAAUGUCGGACGUGAGUGAGACCAGUGGGAAGGAACAGAGAGGAAAAGGGUAAAGAGGUUGUUGUGGGCGGAGCUGUGUGCUAACUGACUGAUCAACCAAUCACAUCCUACCGGCUAACCGAGCACACCGCAUCUACCAGCCGUUCAACUUUCGGAUCCGCUGCCGCAUCCUAGGAUAAAGCACCACCGGUCAAAGGAAGCGAACGACCAGCCGCCGACCGCCUAAUAAAUUAAAAACAACACUGAAUCAUUCGUGCAAUAUCAACACUGUAUUUCCAAAACUCGUUGUAUUAGACAAACAGCUGAUUUGCCGACUCCGCAGACUCAGAAAGUUUUUAACGAUUAUUAAAGACUUCACAUUAUAAUGGACGUGCUUGUGAUUGAAAAUAUUACUGAAUACUCAACGUUGUUUCCUGUCCUACUUGUACUACUGCUGUUUGCCUAUUGUUAGCGUACACUUCUGUUUAAAAUGUACGUUUGUUAAAAACAAGAAAAGAAAAAAAAAGCCUGUUUUCUCGACUGUUUAUCCGAAACCGUUCUCUCUAUCAUAUUGUCCACUCGAGCAGGUUCGAAACUUAUGCUUGUUUUGAUUUAAACCUAUGAAAACAGAUUCAUGUUCUACCAGUCGCUGUCAUCUUGCCGCCUGAAUAAAAACUCGACUGACUUAGACGCAACGUUUUCAUGUCACUCGUUUUUAAUUGAGUCUCUUUUAAUUUCUACCUCAUGUCUCACCCGCUCACGUUAUCAUCCGGUAUAAUAGAUAUGUCCUUUUGGCUUGGUCGCUCAUGUGUAAGGUGCCCGACGGAUUCGUUUAAAAAUUGCACUUUCCGCCUCAACCCUUCAUAUAAAAACAAAAAGUAAAUUCCUGUCACUUUAUCGUCUUUUUUUCUUGACUUCUAGUCAAGAUGAAUGAAUUUGUGAUGCUCUUUCGAAUUACUGUAACCGCUGGGUGUGGUUCAUCAGGAUGGGUGAGUUAAAAGUGAAGGUAAGUAGCAUUUCAAGCUGAAUUGUUCAGACUUUUAUUCUCCUUGUCACGUUGCACGUUAUUGUAUGUAUCUGUGUGCCGGUAGAGCCUGCUUGACUUGCUUUAGUUUUUCACUGGCGAUAUUAUUAGAACGGUCACAUACUGUUCUUGAAGCACUUCAUCCUGAUAGUCGGUGCAGUUGUUUCAUGAUGUCCGUCAAGUGUUUAUAAAGUGUGAUUUUUACCUCUUCUCCUCAGAGCCUUUCAGUAAAGUCUGCACUCUGCUGUCAUCUAUAAUCAUCUCUUUCAACAGGUGGAACGGUUUUACGCUUCUUAAAAUGUUUCUUCCCUUUCUUGUGCUACAUGCCUCAUUUGUACUUCAGUCCCCAGCUUAUAACUUCUCGUACAUGUGUUUCUAAUAGAUGUAGAAAAUGUGAGAAAUUCUUUCCUUGAAUUGGUAGCAUCACGCUUGGCAUUUCUAAUGAUCAUUUAAAGAUUGAACCCAAAAUAAGUAAUGCCAUAAUGAGGUAACUUCCAGGAAAUGGCAUUCCUAAAUUUCAGGCUAGUGAAAGUGAAAUCUAAUCAGAAGGACAAUAUAACAGAAAUGUUGGCUCAUAUGUAGACUUUAGGGUGUUUGUGUGUUCCUGUGAUUUAAUAUCGGUAUAUUUAGAUGCUUAAAUUCGUCUCGAUCAUAAUAUUUAAGUUAUGUAAAGACUAUUUUUAUUAAAUUUGUGUAAAAUAGAAUUACGUUUGACUAAUGAAUUGUUGAACUGAUCACCAUUCUUUUAACGUUGCUGUAGGUCUGUAUAUAAAUUACAAUUUUACAUUUUGAAUUGCAGCUAUUCAGGCUUUAGCAUUCAUACUGCUGCUACAGUCACGUCUGUAAAACAUUUAUUUAUCACUUCUCUGAAUAUUGUGGCGCAAGGUUGUAAUUGUAAGGAGGUAAAAUAUAUUUUAAGUUGUUUGCUUUUUGUCCUAGAUAUUUAUAGCACGCAUGGUAGUCUACUGUUUCCCGAGAAUGACCCAUAUAAAAAUUAACAUAAGAUUAUUUGAUUUCAGUCUGGCAAAGAAUUUCAUACAGUAGUACGUGAAGCCUUGAGUUUGAAUCAAAUGUGCAGUUGUGUAGGGUUAGGGUUAGUUUUUCUGGUCUAUCAGUACACAGUUUUUUUUUUAAAUUUAUCUUUUUCUCUUUUUUUUUUUUUUUUUUUUUUUUUUU